This is a messenger RNA of Cryptococcus amylolentus CBS 6039, 1029 nucleotides long. RefSeq lists its product as hypothetical. Lineage: Eukaryota; Fungi; Basidiomycota; Tremellomycetes; Tremellales; Cryptococcaceae. Bases 1 to 1029 code for a protein of 342 amino acids. The record is from RefSeq and is a predicted model, not a curated record. The transcript is spliced from 3 exons.
AUGAAAGGUUGGAUCACCCCCACCCUCUCUUCUGCGGCUUCCCAGCCAUCCUCCUCAAGCCUGACCGAAGCACUCGCCGACAGAAACGCCAAGAGAGUUGCCACUCCCUCCUUGGAAGCACACGGCUCUACCGCCAAAAAGUCGAGAAUGAGAGGAGAUGAAUCGAGCAUCAAUCCUCCCACGCCCGAAACGGCCCCACGUCAUCCAAUCGCCUCGACCCAGGACGAGCCUGACCCCGACUCCGACUCCGACGACAUCUCGUCAGACGAGGAUGACAACGGGGACGACGCCGACUCCGACGACGGCCAGUCCGGUGAACUGGACGACGGCUUUGCGAGGUGCAUGAGGGCGGAAGAGAUGCCUUCUACGAACCUGCCAGUCACGGGAGAUGACUUCUGGAUGAAGUAUCUCGUCAGGCCCCUCGAGAACCACGCAUAUCGCCUGGGCUUAAAGCCAACCCCACUACUCGACGCCACGCACAAGCGCCUUUCGGAGGUCUUGGACUUCGUUCUGGGCAGCAAGCGCGUGAAUUACUUCUGGACUGUCAACCCAAUGUCCAGGGGAAUUUGGGAGCGGCUGCUCGGGCUGUUGGGGCUCUACAUGCCGACCAACUUCCAAGAGCUCCUAGCAGGCCCAGAGCCCCCUUCUACCACCCAAAUCUAUUCCCACAUCGAAGCCAAUGGCGUAUGUUGUAACGAGGACGAGGACCGAUUAGACGAGCUGGAGGGCCGUGGCGAGGCUCAGAGUCGUUGUAUUGGCGCGUACUGGAAGGUGGCGUUGCCAGAAGACGAUGUCGACUUUGAGAAUACGGACGACGAAGAAGCCGACGAACAAGAAGCCAACGAACAAGAAGCCAACGAACAAGAUGCAGAAGUUCACACCCCCCCCCUGGUACGCUUAUACACGGGACAAACGUCGACCGUGAAACCCUCCGGCAAGACGAUGGGGUUCCGAGCACGAUGGAGAGGACAUGUGAGGGAAGCGUACAGUCAUGACGAAGCGGAUGCGCGAGACAGGUGGGUUCAAUGA